Guillardia theta CCMP2712 is the source of this 998-nucleotide messenger RNA. RefSeq lists its product as hypothetical. The transcript has a single exon. Lineage: Eukaryota; Cryptophyceae; Pyrenomonadales; Geminigeraceae. The record is from RefSeq and is a predicted model, not a curated record. The coding region runs from base 130 to 936 and encodes 268 amino acids.
GAACAUCGCAAAGGACUUGAGAGCGCAAGAACAAACACAAGACAGAAAGAUACAAGACAGAAGGAACUUUUGAUAAUUCCCUUGCUGAAAGUGUUGUGUCGACGAGAGAGUAAGCAGCAACUGCAUAUUAUGGCGAACAUGCGCGAAGUAGAGGAUAUAUCGGAGAUGUACAACAAGAAGCUUUCUAUUGGCCAGGACGAUGCUGUGCAUGCUGGCAUGGAGCCCAUGAACACAAACAACAAACAUGCUCAUUCAGAGGAUGUAAAUUCGCGCUCUGGCGACAAAGCUGCUGCAAGGGGCUAUCGCGCCAGCAGAAGCUGCGCUGCCUGCAAGAGGCGCCUAGGAGGUCCGAAAUGGAUGAUUCAGAAUCUUUUUUCCAUCUUGAAAGGGGAGAAUACCUCGAGGAGGGUGAACAUCGCCAAGUUGCUGCCAAGCCAUCUUGUGGAGAAGCGAGGACGGCUGGUCAUCGAGUCAGCCGAGCCUUUCUUCAUCAUCAGCAUCGACGGACUGGCGUCUGCGCUCUUGAACAGAACGUCCUCUGGCAUCACAGGACGCAUGCUCAGAACGAUCGAAUGGGAGGGUGAUGGACGCAAGAUUCUGCAUGAAGCUGCUAUCAUGGCUCAGCGGACCGCAGACAAGGUGCUCCUCACACUACCCCGGCCAGGGAAGCAGGAAUCGCUCAUUGUUGUCCUUCAAAAGAUUACCGAGGGCGAUCAGAAUCGUUUGGAGGUGCUGAUGUUUCCGACGGACUGUGAGCUGCCAAGUUUUGGCCCAGUCCAGGAGAGGGCAUCCAAGAUUGAGAGCCCAGAUACCGAACUUUGCAUUUCGGAUGAGGAGAUGAUCGAUUCGCAGAGCUGCGAUGAAGAGGACUUUGGAUAUGAGACAGAACUGACUCAAGAGGCUGCGCAGUCGUGUAAAGUAUGUAAAUCCAGAUGAUCUUUUGCUAGUUUUAGGUUUUUCCCUCGCCUCGAUUCACAAUAAACUACUCACAUUCUCAA